AUGCGAGCUGCUGCCACCAUCGCUCGAAGAGCUUUUCACAGUGCAGACCAGGUGAGCAAGAAUCCGGAGGAGGGUGGAAAAAUAAGGACCGCAAUAUCUCCUGCCUUGCAAAAAGCAGCUUGUGGAGGAACUGCACCGUCACCCGAUUUCAUUGAAGUGAUCCUGGGUUGGCAAGUGAGGCACAGCAUUCGAGGCUGCUUUCAUUCGUGGAUGGGGAAGAGAGAGGUGCGUAUUUGUGGUGGGAGAGUAGGUUCCAAUAUUGUGCCUUGCAUCAAACUAGUGAGAGAGCGAAACCUCCCAAUGUGUGCCUAUUGUAACAAUGACAAGCGUAGUAUCAUCGAAUAUGAGCGCAAACAAGAGCGGGUUUGGAAGGGAGCUACAAGGGUCUGGGUGGUGGGAGGUGAUGCCCAUCUCCAACUACUUUGGCUGAUCCCGUACCGAAUUGGUGCUAUUCCUCUUGUCUUCUGCCAAUUUGUUAUGCGGUCGCGUGGUUGUCUAGAGGAAGGCGGUGCGUACCACUUGGACAAGUGGUGUCGGAGAGAGGGGAAGCGGAGCGGGACGGGCCAGGAGAAGGUUGAUGAGGAGGCGGCACCACCUCUGCUCCUUAGCCUCCUUCUUCCGGCAUAUGCUACCACUUCUGCUGUCAUGCUUGAGUCCGAUUGCACGCCUCACUCCCACCUCUCUAUGCAUUCCAACACCGUUAACCAACCAGUGAAGGCUUUCCUCCCUCCACAUUGCCUUCAGAAACGAGAUUUGGGUUUCCGCCACCUCCUCUAUCAUUCAACACGCCAAAUGACAGUAGUGAUGCGCGUGAAUGCAUGCGAUGCCAAGCCAAUUACUACUGGCUGCGAAAUCGUCAACGCUGCAAAGAAUUGCUAA
Messenger RNA from Hydatigera taeniaeformis, 879 nucleotides. The record is from the annotation of a GenBank genome assembly. NCBI's taxonomy places the organism in Eukaryota, Metazoa, Platyhelminthes, Cestoda, Cyclophyllidea, Taeniidae.